AUGGCCAAAUAUCCUAUGCAGCGUAGACUUAACCGAUCAGCGGCGCAUCGGGCGGCUCUAUUGCGAAAUCUCGUAACUUCUUUAUUCGAGCACGAAUCAAUUUCAACCACUUGGCAUAAAGCGAAAGAGGCCCAAAGGUUGGCCGAGAAGUGCGUGACUUGGGCUAAAAAGGGCACAGAGGCUGCCAAAGUCCAGAACCGAGAUAUAAUUCCGAAGCUAUUUGGUCCUAUUGCGGAAAGAUAUAGGGAUCGUCCUGGAGGCUAUACUCGUGUGCUGCGGAUAGAACCCCUCGCGACUGACCAGGCACCCUCUGCUAUCCUCGAGUUGGUCGACGGCCCAAAAGACAUGCGAUUUGCCAUGACAGCGGCCACUAUCGCGAGAUGUUCUUCGGAGGAUAAGGAACUUAGUGAUAUCACUCUCAAGAAUAUUAAAAAGGUUACACGGUUUAGAAAGGAUGGAGAAAGGAAAUUGAGCGAAAUGGUAGAAAAGCUUAGCAAACGCCAACGGGGGCAUGAGGAGUGUUGCAUCCCAGACAACGGGGAAAUACCAUAUAAGGAUCUAAAUACAUGUACACCACUGCAUCAUGUGAAAUCACUCGGCUUUAAUAAAGACGAAGCUCUUAUCCAGCGCCGUGAUUUCAAUUUACUCAGUAGCCGUAAGCUGCCUAUUGAGGUAGUCUCUGGAGUUUCAUACCAGUGA
This is a messenger RNA of Morchella importuna, 699 nucleotides long. RefSeq lists its product as uncharacterized. Gene Ontology annotation, biological process: translation. The record is from RefSeq and is a predicted model, not a curated record. The coding region runs from base 1 to 699 and encodes 232 amino acids. Gene Ontology annotation, molecular function: structural constituent of ribosome. NCBI's taxonomy places the organism in Eukaryota, Fungi, Ascomycota, Pezizomycetes, Pezizales, Morchellaceae. Gene Ontology annotation, cellular component: mitochondrial large ribosomal subunit; ribosome. The transcript is spliced from 4 exons.